Andrographis paniculata is the source of this 905-nucleotide messenger RNA. RefSeq lists its product as uncharacterized. The record is from RefSeq and is a predicted model, not a curated record. Lineage: Eukaryota; Viridiplantae; Streptophyta; Magnoliopsida; Lamiales; Acanthaceae. The coding region runs from base 187 to 744 and encodes 185 amino acids. The transcript has 2 exons.
AUAUAAUAUACUCCAAUAAGUCAAAAAUUUGAUACUUGUGUGGCAAGAUUGAAAUUCCAGAGGAAUAAGGGCACGUCUGAAAAUUCAAAAAGUGAAAUAAAUUAAAUUUAUAUAUAGCGAAAAGGUUCAGAGAGAGAGAGAGAGAGAGUAGGGUUUAAGAAGAGCAGAGAGGUAUUGAGGUCAGCCAUGGGGGACACAUCGUCCACGUCUUCCAAAAACCCUAGCUCCACCGCUACCAUGGAUCCUUCAAAUUCCUUGCAUCCAACGGGUUCAAUUGAUCAUCCGAAAAGUCCGGAAUCCAAGUUCGGAGAUCCACCUGCAGAUGCUGAGAUAUCGAGGACGCUGGAAAAUCCGGCUAAAGAGAUGGAUUCGGAAGGAUCGAACCGAGGAGCGGCCGGGGAUGAAGGCGGCGAAGGAGAGGAGGAGGAGGAAGAGGAAGGCGAAUGUGGUUUUUGUUUGUUUAUGAAAGGGGGUGGGUGUAAGGACGCGUUUAUAGAAUGGGAAAAGUGCGUGGAGGAAGGAGAGCAGAACAAAGAGGACAUCGUGGAGAAGUGUUUUCAGGCAACUGCUGCUCUGAAGAAGUGUAUGGAGGCCCACUCUGAUUACUACGCCCCGCUUUUGCAGGCUGAGAAGGCUGCUGAGGAGGAGGCUGUGAAACAAUUGGAGGAAGAGAAAGAAAGGUUGAAUAAUCAAGAAAAGGGAAGUGAAGCUUCUGAUGUUUCCGAGAAGAAGGAAUCCUCUUGAUCGAUUUUUGAGGUGUUAUUUGGAAGUAGUAGAGUGAGCAGGGUUUCUGAGUUAAUGUCAUGACUCAGUUUCUUAGCAUCUCUAGUGUAGCCUCGUAUCACUGCCUUUUUGGGUUCCCUGUUUGUAUUUGCUCUUCUUUUUUGGCACUCUGUUUUAAGUCA